GCGGGACGUCGCCGCUUAGUUUCCAAACAUGGCCGUUAAGCCGUUGACUGCAUCUGCUCCUGCGUUCGGCUGACUUAGUCACACUUUGAGGAAGUCGCUGGGAGCUCUGGACUUCGGUAACAGGUGGUUACGAAAAUGUAGACGUCCGUCGGAGGCCUCUGUGUUUUCCUAGCUAGUUAAAGUUACGCGAAUAUAGCAUUUCAAAACUUGUUAUUCCGUACUUUACACUAACUAGGGCGGCGAGCUAACGCCGACGUCCCAACCUUAACUUGGGUCAACUUUUUCCCCCAAUGCGGCUUGCCCGAAAUGGAGGAGUACCACCGUCGUCCAACCAAGAAGUCUGUGUGAAUAUUUCUUUUCCAAGGACGCUUUGGGCUCAACCUUUAGACGGACUUUGACUUAAAAGGCUUCAUUUGAGUCCUUUUUCCUCCACGGUGGAAGCUAGCUGUUCAAAACGCCCAAACCUCGACGGGGCGGACAUAAACAAUGUUUUCUGUCAAACCCAUGAAACCAACCUUCAAGUGUUAUCUUCCUCCUCUGCAGAGUGAAGUGAAGAAAACUGUUGACCCCCCUAUUAAAAAGUUGGAGGCCAAGCUACUUCCAGGGGAGAUAGUAGUUAACGAGGUGAACUUCGUGAGGAAAUGCAUCAGUGCUGAAAGCAGCCAUGAUGACCUGUGGGGGAAGUUGAUCUGUACCAACUUUAAGGUCUCCUUCAUCCCUCAAGAUGCUCCACCUAAACCGAAGUUUCAGCUGUCCCACCUGCUGCUUGGAGAGCAUGAUAUCCCCCUGACAUGUUUAGAGCAUGUGGUAACAGUCAAUGAUACAAAGGGGAAGAAGAAAGUUUUGGGAUCAAACCAGAAACUCAAGUUUAACCCCACUGAGCUCAUCCUUUACUGCAAAGACUUGCGAAUCAUAAGGUUCUGCUUUGACGAGGCCGGGCCUGAGAGUGCUAAAAAGGUUUGUCUCGCUAUUGCUCACUACUCCCACCCAGCUGAUCUGCACCUGCUGUUUGGCUUUGAGUAUCAGGGCCGACGGUACCAUGAAUCCAAAGCUGAGCGACUCAACGAGGGCGUCCGACGAGGAGCAUUACAGACUCCUAUUUUUGAUCGACGGUCUGAGUGGGACCGAGAGAUCAAGAGAACGGGCGCCUCUGAGUGGAGGGUGUGCUCCAUAAACGAGUUUUACCACAUCUCCUCAAGUCUUCCAGAGUACAUUGUGGUCCCAGUUUCUCUAGCAGACCAGGAUCUAAAACAGUACUCUAUAUUCUUAACUGGCAACCGCGUCCCACUUUGGUGCUGGAAUCACCGCAAUGGAAGUGCUCUUGUGCGCAUGGCCAGUGUGUGUGACCCGGUCCAGCAGAGAAAGAUUGAGCAGAGGAUCAUCACUGCCAUCACAAAAAGCCACCCACAGUGCAGUGAAGUCUUCAGUUCAGAUCUGGACAAGUGUCUGCCCAACAUCCAGGACAUCCAGAGUUCUUUCGUCAAAAUCCGACAGAUCUGCGUCAUAGAUCCUUUUGAGGAGUCUGAGGAAAGGUGGCUUUCAUCCAUUGAAAACUCACGAUGGCUUGAGUAUGUCAGGGCCUUCCUGAAGCACGCAGCUGAAAUAGUGUACCACCUGGAUGGGAGGAAUGUAUCAGUCAUUCUCCUAGAGGAAGAGGACCGCGACCUGAACUGCGUGGUGUCCUCCUUGGUGCAGCUCAUGGUGGACCCUCACUAUCGCAGCAUUGUUGGAUUUCAGGGUUUGGUGCAGAAGGAGUGGGUGAUGGCAGGCCAUCGCUUCUUGGAUAGAUGCAACCACUUAAAAAAGAAUGACAAAGAGGAGUCCCCACUGUUCAUGCUGUUCCUGGACUGUGUGUGGCAAAUGAUGAACCAAUAUCCAGCUGCAUUUGAGUUCACAGAAGCCUACCUGACUGUGCUAAGUGAUAGCAUGUGGAUUCCACUCUUCAGCACUUUCCUCUUCAGUUCUCCUAAACAGCGAGCUCAGCAUUUGAUAGACUUUGCAAGGAAUAAAGCCAUCCCUCAAGGGGAGGACCCAGUUGUGUACUUCCCUCCUGUGUGGGACUGGUCACAACAAUUCUCCACCAAAGACCAAACCCUUUUUAACAACCCCAUGUAUGUUGGCAAAGGAGCUGCAUGUGUUCUCAAUGGGGAAGUGAAAAGCUUUAGACGCACAAAGAAAUACGGUUCCAUCUUCCGAGGAGCCUCUGCAUCUCUACGUAAUGGACUGAAAGGUGGAGACGAGGCGAUAACACGACGAGGCUCUCUGGGGUCCGAGCUCAAGCCUGAUUUCUCACCCAUGAAAUAUGUGGUGGAGAGCCCGUCGGAGCGCUUCUUCAGAGAGUGGUUCUCUCGACCCGCUGACCAGCAGGGCCUCCUGAUCCCCUUGCUCACGCCCUCCCACGUCGCCCUCUGGAAGCUCUACUUCCUUCGCUGGGUGCCAGAGGCCUGCAUUUCCAAGGGGGGGUCCAUCACUGCUUACCACAAGCUCUCUCAGCUGGUGGACGAGAUUGAAAUGCUGCAGAAACACCUCAGGCAGUACAAGGCGCCCACUCCGAGUGGCACGCCCCUCCCCAGCCCAAAAGGGCCCCCUGCUGACCAAAGGCGGAUGUAUUUUGAGGCCGCUUCCCCAAAUGAUUCCCCUCCAGAAUUUCUUUCAUCCUCCUUUCCUUUCACCCCAGUAGGAAACCUGUGUCGCCGCAGUAUUCACGGAACCCCCAUCAGCAAGUUUCUGAACGGGGCGAGGAUCUGGCUCUCCACAGAGACGCUCGCUAACGACGCCCUUUGAGAAUGGGCGGGGCUUCGUUUUGAUGGCUGUUACCACUCUUAACCAUGCGGACGAUUAUAGAAAAAUAACUUCUGAUUUUUUUGUAUUCUUUAUAAGCUAGAAUUUGCACCAUUGAUGCUGCAUGAUAAUCUGAGGCAACAACUGGAAGAGCACCAAUAGGAAAAUUGUACCAUUAUUCAUCCAAGUUAAUCAUUACAGAAUGCAGAAGUACAUCCUCCUCAUUGGCCAGUGACGUGCUACUCUGAUGUGCCCUCAUACUGUGAUAUAUUAAAAGCUGUGUAUUAUUUUACCCACUUAAAUCACUCCCGAAAUUUCCUGAAGAUAACCGCUCUUGUUUGUCGAGGUUGUGUGAUUCAAAGAUCCUGUUUGGGAUUGACCUGUGAUGACGUGCCAUGAGAUUAUCCUUCGGGAGUCUCAGUCUGAUCCAGAUUUGAUUGCAGCAACAAUGAUGCAUUUCACCAACACUGAUUUCACAUGUAAUCUUCCAGGAAAUGUGUUGACCAUCUAACUCUUGGGAUUUUUUUUUUUCUUCUGAAUCCAGUACAUCGCACUACUAACCGCCCUGCUAUGCCAAGUGGUGCAAACAAAAUGGAUGUGUGUGCGCACGUGUUUUUCCUACCACAAGCUUAAUGCUAUUUGCUUGCAAAUUCUAUCACUUGUUGGGUGUUUUGCUGUUUUUAACAAAUACUGUAGUGAAUUCAGGGUGCUGAUUUGAGAUUACUUCAAUCUGUGGUAAAUAUACCUCUCUCUUUUUCAGAGAGGUCUCAUCAAAAUUUUUAAAGGCCUUAAACUCUCCAGAUUGACAGAAGAAGAGAGGACUCAAACCAGACGUUUUCUGUAUUAUUAUUUCUGUAUAACUCCUUCGUGUUUUCUCACUGCCGAACCAACGACUGGCUGGUGAAACAGACAAAAUGGAUCAGUUGUGUAAUGGUGGUGAGAAUCUAUUAGUGAGAAUCUUCAGAUCAGGGGUGUGGAUUGGAGCUUGCGGCUUAAGGCCCAUAUGAGGCCCACGAGCAUUUGAUCCGGCCCACAGUGAAAUUCUAAAUGCAAAAUAAAACAAUAGAGAGACAUUUAACCCGCAAAUGCUCAUGUUUGGUAAUUGCACACUUAUUUUCCAUUCCUUUACUAUAGCCCUUUAAGGACUUAAUACAAAUUUAAAUGGCCCCAGAUGGGAAAAAGGUCCCCACCCUUGAUAUUAAACCAUAGAGUGAUCCAUUUCUUGCAAAUGUAAGAUUCGUUGGCAAUAACUAAUAUCGUGUUUGCGAGUGUAUUGUGAGUGCUGCGUUGGCCCUACAAAAAUGCUAUUAAUUGCACAUUAACCCAGUUUAUGGUUCUUUCUAAGGUGGUUGAAUUUAGGUUGGGCAUUUUUUUUUUUAAUAGAUUUUCUAUUUGCUUGAAAUCUAUUUUGUGUGUGUGUGUUAAUGGUACUUCAGUCUGUUAAUUUUGACUAUAUAUUUUAUGGAGAGGUAUUUAUAUGAUGUUACCAUCUGCUGGAUUAUAUGAUGACUGCGUUCACAGUUGGAUGUACCAGCAGAUGUAUUUAUUCACAUUAUGCAAAUGUUCUCUUAAAAGGGAUGCCCUGGCUACUCUGUCUUUUGUGCCUUUUGGGAAGACUUUGUAACAAUGUUCUAUAUAUCUGACUUGUCUACUUGUGUUGAUUUUGAUGGCGUCUUAAACCUUUAACAGGUACUGCACUGAGAAGGGUUUUAUGGUAGAAAAGAGGGCUCAAACAUGUACCAGUAACUAAUCAAUACAUUAUAUUUUCAACUGA
Molecule: messenger RNA, 4555 nt
Organism: Phyllopteryx taeniolatus (common seadragon)
Lineage: Eukaryota; Metazoa; Chordata; Actinopteri; Syngnathiformes; Syngnathidae
Gene: mtmr10
Product: myotubularin related protein 10
Exons: 16
Coding region: 487-2784 (765 amino acids)
Source: RefSeq, a predicted model, not a curated record